AUGCUCAAGUCAUUUCCGACUCCGAUCCACGCUGAGAAGCCCGGUGCGCUGGUCAUCAACACCGCGGAGGAGAUUCCGGGAGAAGACGAUUUCCCCGAGCGAUACAUUCCCGAGCACAGCUGGAAGAACGCGACAUCUUAUCCAGUAGAUGCCACGGUAAAUGAGAUAUUUCAUACCCACGUUCUCAAACGUCCGGAUGCCGCUGCUGUUUGUGCCUGGGAUGGCACGUACACGUAUCGCGAGCUGGAGGAGCGUUCAACAGCCGUGGCCCACGAACUCCGCCGGCGGGGUGUGAAGCCCGAGGUCCUGGUAGCUCUGCUGUUUGAGAAGUCUAAGUUCAUCACCGUUGCCAUGCAUGCCGUCCUCCAGGCGGGCGGAGCAUUUCUGCUGUGGGAUCCCAGUCUGCCCGUGGGUCGCUUGCAAGCCAUCUUUGCAGAGUCGGGGGCGCAAAUGAUCAUCUCUUCGGCCACAAUGGCUGGCAUUGCGGCAGAAAUUUGCUCGCACUCGAUCAUAGUGGACGAUCAACACAUUCCACCAUCUGUCGAGUCUCUUGAGGGACCAUUUAAUCUGCCCGAAAACGCGCUAUACAGUGUCUUCACAUCAGGCUCCACAGGCACACCCAAGGGCUUCCUCAUGGAGCAUCGCGCGCUGGUUACCUGCGCACUGGCGUGUGGCCAAUCCCUGGGGUUGAAUGAGAAUUCCCGAACGCUCCAAUUUUCGUCCAAUUCCUUCGACCUGGCGACAUUUGAGCAUCUGAUUCCAUUUAUCUUCGGUGCUUGUAUUUGUAUCCCUUCCGAGGAUGAGAGGAAGGGCGACCUCACUCGGGCCCUCCACCAAUAUCAGAUUACCCUCGCCAUGUUGACCCCCUCCGUGAGUCGGUUGUUGGAGCCAAAAGAUCUGCCAAUCCUGCAGGCCGUGAUGCUGGCAGGGGAACCCGUGCUGAGUGAAGAUGUACGUCGGUGGUCUCCCUACGUCCACCUGCACAAUGGCUACAGCCCCGCAGAAGCCGGGUGCAUUAACAUUCUCAACUCGGCCAUGGACGAGGCCUGCCCGAACAAUGUGGGAUACUCGACCGGUGUUAUUCCAUGGAUCGUGGACCCGGACAACCAUGAGCGGCUACUGGAGGUUGGAGAAGUCGGUGAGCUGAUCAUUCAGGGUCACACCGUUGGGCGAGGGUAUUUUGGAUCUCGUGAGAAAAGCCGGUCGACUUUCAUCGAUGCAACGGCGUGGGUCAGGAAGUUUGACCGUGAAUCCUAUGGAUCGCUGUACAAAACCGGCGACCUUGUCCGGUUCGAUACUGCGGACGGAUCCAUGCAUUUCCUGGGCCGCAAGGACUCCCAGGUCAAGCUCCACGGGCAGCGGCUGGAGUUAGGCGAGAUUGAGCAUCAACUGCGACAGUACUUCCCGCCUCCACACGCGGUGAUCGUCGAGUUGGUGACGGCUGAGAAUCGGGAGCCCAAUUUGAUUGCGUUUGUGAGUCGCUCCCAAGACAUGACCGGCAUGAUCGCCGAUGACAACCCCUUCCUGGUGCCAGACGAGCAAUUUGUGGCGGAAGCGCGGAAGGCACAGGCAGCCUUACGGGAGGCAUUGCCCGUGUACAUGGUCCCGUUAGACUUUCUGCUGCUCUCCCACUUGGUUAUAAUGCCGUCUGGGAAGACUGACCGUCGCUCCAUUCGGAUGUCCGCCGCCAAUCUUUCGACGAUGGAGAGAAGGAAAUACAGCAGUAUGCUCGCGGCCUGUCAAGGCCAACCAUCGACCAAGCUCGAAGAAUCCCUCGUGUACCUAUGGGCAUCCAGCCUCAACAUCCCCGUUGACCAGAUCGGCACUCAGGACAAUUUCUUCAGCCUGGGCGGCAGCUCACUAGACGCCAUUCGUCUUGCUGGGAGCGCGCGCAAAAUGGGAUUUGCCGGCUUAUCUUCCGCCGUGGUGUUCAAGCAUCCAACCAUCCAGUCGAUGGCAAGCAUGUUGGAGGAGUCUGUCCAACAACCCCUGUCAAACACUCCAUCGUCGGUAUCAUUCCAGCUGGACUCGACUCUGACCGCUCACCUCUUAGCCAAGGCUCAACUGCAAGCGAAUGAAUUGGAAGGAGGUUUUCUUCCCACCACUGCGUUCCAGCAAAAGUCCGCCCAAUUGAAAUGCAUGCAUAUCACUCUGGAGGUUUCCGGUCUAGAUCAUUCGCGGCUGGAGGCUGCAUGGGAGGCUGUCCAAAAGAAACACAUCUCCCUCCGGUCCGUGUAUGUUGGCCAUAAUGACUGUGUCUACCAAGCCUUCCUUCGCCAGCCCGCCACCAAAAUUCCCAUCCAAUAUUGCGACGACAAACCAGUGCAGGAGGUUGCAGCGAGCUUUUGCGACAGCGAUGCCGAGCCUGUUCUCAAUGGCAACCGCUGGUGGAAGCUCACGAGAAUCGUCCACGAACGAGACGGCAGCAGUCUGCUUAUCAUCCGGACUACCCACGCGCAGUUUGAUGCCAUGACGCUGGAUGUGAUAUUUAAAGACUUCAUGACCGCCUUUGAGGGCCGCCAACUAUCCCAAUGCGAGCGGCAAUUCUCAGAUUACAUGCCCUGCCGUGUAAAUCAGAACGUGUCGCCGCCAGCGAUGGACUUUUGGACCAAAUUUAUGCACGGGUCCCAGAUGAGUCAACCGAAAUUUACGAACGCUUCCUCCGCUAGUCUGUCCCCUGACCAUAUUGGCAUGGUGUAUGUUAUGCGCCCGAUUCUGCCGAACCCCAUCCCUCCGCUCGGAAUUACUCUGGCUUCUGUGUUUCGAGCCGCCUGGGCAUUUGUGCUCUGGCGUUAUACCGGGCAAGACGACGUAGUGUUUGGCGAAUUCGUCGAAGGUCGCACGCUGCCGCUCGUGCAGGGCAUAGAGAGUAUCACCGGAUGUACCGCAGCGGAGACUCCGAUGCGUAUUACCAUUCCACAUCACGAUGAAGCCACCGUCCAGGAUCUUCUCUCGCACUCUCAAGCGCAAUAUGUUACUCGGAUGCCGUAUGAAACAUGCGAAUUAUCAGAUAUUGUUCCGCACUGUGUUCCCUCCUGGCCGGUACAGACGACUCGGUUUAGCCAUGUCCUAGUGUUGGAAAAUACCGAGGCGAUUCCCCCGGUGGUGGUUGAUGGACAGGCGUGCGCGCAUAAUUGGGCGUUUCAUGGACGCCUGGAAGAUGUCCAAGUGCAAUUGGUUCCUGCGAAAGAUACGUUGCAUGUGGCCAUCCUUGGGCCGGAGAUUCGGUUGUCGCAAGAGAUUGCAGAUAUGCUGGUAGACAAGUUGGCGACGACUCUCAGUCAAUUCAUUUCGAUGCCUGGAGCAUUGAUAUCCGAGAUCAAGUGGUAA
Messenger RNA from Penicillium arizonense, 3330 nucleotides. RefSeq names its product nonribosomal peptide synthetase fmqC (gene nrps11). Bases 1 to 3330 code for a protein of 1109 amino acids. The record is from RefSeq and is a predicted model, not a curated record. Gene Ontology annotation, cellular component: cytoplasm. Gene Ontology annotation, molecular function: phosphopantetheine binding; catalytic activity. NCBI's taxonomy places the organism in Eukaryota, Fungi, Ascomycota, Eurotiomycetes, Eurotiales, Aspergillaceae. The transcript has a single exon. Gene Ontology annotation, biological process: amino acid activation for nonribosomal peptide biosynthetic process; secondary metabolite biosynthetic process.